Lactuca virosa is the source of this 1453-nucleotide messenger RNA. NCBI's taxonomy places the organism in Eukaryota, Viridiplantae, Streptophyta, Magnoliopsida, Asterales, Asteraceae. The record is from the annotation of a GenBank genome assembly.
AGCAAUCUUGUCUCUUGAACAUUCCCUCCACUCUCUUCAAUUUUCUUUAAUCCCUCGUUAUUAUAAUAUCUUCUCCAUCCAGCAAACUCCCUCCCACCCUCACUCACUUCUUCCAUUUCCCAAAUGUCUGACACUCUCGCCGACCUUGCUUCAUGGCUGCCGUCCGACUUUCUCACCGACGAGGACAACUUUCCCCUCCUUCUCAACAAUCACAAUCCGCACCUUUUCCCUUACGAAUUCGCCUCCUCUUCUUCCACAGAGUCUGAGAGCGACGAAGAUGACAUCGCCGGCGUAACUCGCCGCUACACUCGCUCUGUUUCCUUACAAGAGCGUAUCAACACUCCUUACCCUUUUGAGAAGAGGGUUUUCUCUGGUUCGCCGGAAUCUACUUUGAACUGGACUGUUUCUGGGCCUACAAAGAGUUAUUCCUCUCCGACAACACCGCUAGUUCAAGCAGACAAACACUCUUGGGAUCUAGUUUACGCGGCGGCAGGUCAGGUGGCGAGGAUGAAGAUGAGGAUGAAUAACGUCGGAGACAACGUUUUUACAAACAGAGAAAGCGAAUUGUUUAUAAGGCAGCAACAAUUUCGUCAGAGAGUGGCUGGAGGCGGAGGUCGAUGUGGAGGUGGCCGGCCGGCGGGAUUUCGUCAGUCUCCAUGGCCUCCGCUCCCAGUUGAAAAUCAACGCCUUCAUCAACUCCCGAAUGGGGUCAUAGCCAAACCUGUUCUUGGCGGAUCUGGUGGCCGAUGUGGCGGUGGGACCGCCGUUGUCAAAAGGGAAUGUGCCGGUACCGGCGUGUUUUUGCCCCGUAGAUACUGUAAUGAUCCAGAGGAAAUGAAGAAAAAACCUGCAUGUUCGCCUGCUCAUCUGCCAGCUAGAGUGGCUCCGUCAUUCACCAAAAACAUGGACCCCAUUAAGGCACAAGCUCAACCAACCAUCCAUGGCGGAUUUGCCCCACACUACGAAAUUGCAAUUGCUCGAAGGAACGCUGCGAUGUUAGCCCAGCAACGGUGGAGCGCCACCCUCGUGAGUGUCGUCCCUGAAACGCCGAUGGGACACUCCGAAGUCGUCCUCCCCCAAGAAUGGACGUAUUGAAGGUCAAAAGGGUAGUAGAUAGGAAACAUAAUUGUAGGAAUUUGAAUAGUAAUAGUAGUAUAGGAGGGAUGAAGAAAAAAAAUAAAAGGGGAUCCAAGGUUUUGAAUUUUGAAAUAGUUUUUUGUUGUGGGGUAGGUUUUGUUUCUUUGAAAAAAAUGGGGGUGGGUAGUAAAGAAUAAAUACGGCGUGGGGUUGUUUUUGUUGUAAAAGGGAAAGUGGAAGGGUAUUUUUGGGAUUAUGCGGAAUGGUUUGAAUUUGUCUCUUUUAUUCAAAAUCAAUAAAAGAGGGCUAAAGUUGUUGGUUUGGAAUGGAAUUUGUACCCUUCCAUUCCCUUGUCAGCCAUUUCUCUACCUUCAUG